Molecule: messenger RNA, 1817 nt
Organism: Dipodomys spectabilis (banner-tailed kangaroo rat)
Lineage: Eukaryota; Metazoa; Chordata; Mammalia; Rodentia; Heteromyidae
Product: histone H1.0
Exons: 2
Coding region: 71-655 (194 amino acids)
Biological process (GO): nucleosome assembly; chromosome condensation; negative regulation of DNA recombination
Cellular component (GO): nucleus; nucleosome
Molecular function (GO): nucleosomal DNA binding; double-stranded DNA binding; structural constituent of chromatin
Source: RefSeq, a predicted model, not a curated record
CCGAUCCCGGGGCGGCCAACUUCGCCAGGCGCCUUCCACCCAGCGGGGGCCGGUCGGGCAGGGCACCACCAUGACCGAGAACUCCACGUCCACUCCCGCGGCCAAGCCCAAGCGGGCCAAGACCUCCAAAAAGUCCACAGACCACCCCAAGUAUUCGGACAUGAUCGUGGCCGCCAUCCAGGCGGAGAAGAACCGCGCGGGCUCCUCGCGGCAGUCCAUCCAGAAGUACAUCAAGAGCCACUACAAGGUGGGUGAGAACGCCGACUCCCAGAUCAAGCUGUCCAUCAAGCGCCUGGUCACCACCGGUGUCCUCAAGCAAACCAAAGGGGUGGGGGCCUCGGGCUCCUUCCGGCUAGCCAAGAGCGACGAGCCCAAGAGGUCAGUGGCUUUCAAGAAGACCAAGAAGGAUGUCAAGAAGGUGGCCACGCCAAAGAAGGCCACCAAACCCAAGAAGGCUGCUCCCAAAGCCUCCAGCAAGAAGCCCAAAGUCACCCCCGUCAAGAAGGCCAAGAAGAAGCCGGCUGCCACGCCCAAGAAAGCUAAAAAACCCAAGGUUGUCAAAGCCAAACCCGUCAAAGCAUCCAAGCCCAAGAAAGCCAGACCAGUGAAGCCCAAAGCCAAGUCCAGUGCCAAGAGGGCAGGCAAGAAGAAGUGACAGCCAAGCCCUCGCUUGCGGACACUCCUUCCUCUCUCCUCUUUUCUGUAAAUACUUUCUCCUUUCUUCUCUCUUGAUCCUCCUCACCUGCAACCCUUUGCCCAUUCUAGUCUGACUGUGUAAGACACAAUUCUGAUGCCUCAAGAAAUUGUGGACAAAUUUUUUUUUUUUCCCUUAAGCCAGUCAUGCAAGAAGAGCAGCAACACAUCUCAACUCGAGGAUGAGAAUAUACUUCUAUUUGGUUCUGGACAUUUGCUGUCAGUCUUCUGGGGUUAGGGACUUGGUUGGACUUUUGGAUUUUCCUGGGUGGCUUGUUUGCUGUGAAGGCAGAUGGGGAGGAGAAUGGGCGAGGCGGUUUGUUCUGCCCAGGAGCUCCAAGUUGGGCACUCUGGGACUGUUUGCCUUUGGUGGGGGAGCAGGGAGAGAAAGGGUGAAAAACUGGCCACCUGGCAGUGGUUGACAACAGGGGUGUCCAGGCCUGUUUCCUCCUCACUUUUUGUUAGUCUGCCCUGUGGCUUCCCUAUUGUCUUUGGGAGAGAAGGAGGAUUAACAUCGCUCCCUGCAGAAGCUGUAGCUUCUUCCAAUCAGCUGGGAACUCACCGUGUGGCUGGGGUCUUUCGGUGACUUAUGCAAAGUCUCUUGAUAAGUGGUAGUAGAAAUUUGUGGGGUAAGGGUAGGGAGUCAGUCAAUCAAGUGCCUCAGUGUGCCCUAUUGAAACUGGGGGUUUUCCACCCAUUUGGUGGAUUGCAUCCUAGAGGAAGACUUUUUUUCUUGUCUGCUCCUCCCGUAUUUGGGGUGGCUUUGCUUGGUCUGCUGAGGCUUCAGCCCCAGCUACUUUACAAGCCUCCGAUCUUUUUACUCCUGAGUCUUUGCUAGUACUGGGGGGGGGCAGGGAGAAUAGGACUUAAGUAGUUGGAAUUUGCUGCGUAGUUUUAGGUCUGGUGCAUGUGUGUCCAUAUGUAUAUAAGCGUAGCUAGGGCGAUCCAUACGCCUCAUACCAGGAGCUGGGAGAAAAAAAUCUGUACAGUUGUCUGUCUUAUUUUUAAUAGGAAGAGUGCGCACUCUUCCUCCCUCCCCUUUUUAAACAAGUGUUAUUUGUGCUGCCGGGAAGAAUUUGCUGUCGUUGUCAUUUUAAAACUUUAAAAUAAAAUUGGAAAAGGAA